Molecule: messenger RNA, 1262 nt
Organism: Sphaeroforma arctica JP610
Lineage: Eukaryota; Ichthyosporea; Ichthyophonida
Exons: 8
Coding region: 72-1205 (377 amino acids)
Source: RefSeq, a predicted model, not a curated record
CAGGUGAAACCUACAAAGAAGGAUUCGCGGUGGGAUACAUAAUCGCCCAGGUGGCACUCUUCUUCCUCUAUAUGCUGGUGGCAAUACAUAUAAAAGUAGCGCGUACGAAUUCCCUACUGGUGAUGGGCUGCAUGGCAGCCUCGAUCGUCCUUUGGUCAAUUUCGUGCUUCUUAAACUCGUACAAUGUUUCCUAUAUAAUGUGGACCGUUGGGUUGUUGACUGUUCUCGUGGGGUAUGCAGCACACAGUACCACAACGAGGAGGAAACACGAGGAUGUGGGGUACAUCACUGAGCGGUUGGGUCUGUUCGUGAUGCUGGUGAUGGGAGAGUCGAUACUGGGCAUCGUGCUGAACGCUCAUCUUGGCGACACUUCGACGUAUAUGAUUGCCGGGUUUGGGUUCUUCACAGUCUUUAACAUCCAUCUGUGCUAUUUUGAGACCAUACCAGCGGAAGGCAUAGAAAAUGCUCUGCACAGCAACGCCAUACGCAGCCAGCUGGUGUACCUUGGCCAUUUAUUCGCUUGCUUCGGAUUACUUUGUGUGGGGAUGGGCUACAAGACAGCCAUGAAGUACAACGAGACGACACAGUCUACCCGGAAUCAAUGGAUCUUCUGCGGUGGGUUGGCGUUGGCGCUAUUCGCAAUGCAGAUCAUCCGCACAGCCAACCAGGACGGAUUCCAUGGGGAAUACUACUUCGCCACCAAGUUCAGAGUAUUCUUGCUAUUAGUCAGGCUGACGGUACCUAUUAUAGUGGCCACGAUGCCGCUCUGGGGGUUGGAUACCGUUGAUCUUAUCUUGGCUAUAUUUGGGGCCACAAGUAUAUACGUAGCUCUCGACAUCUACGGGCACUUCCGCUACGAGCGAGACCUGAACCUCGUACUACUCAACGAAUCUUCUAACGCAUACCUGGGACUAGAGGGCUUGGAAUAUCUGCAAGAUCCCUUCCCCGAUCUGUCUGACUUUGUUGGGUGGGAUGUGGUGGAAGUGCGCCUGUGGAUGAAGAAUGAUCUGGGGGCGGGUCUCGAGUCACUAGACAAGGCUGAAAAGUUCGACAUCACGGCGGAGAAAUUGUUUAGGGCCAGCGCGGCAGAAAUAAUCAUUGUGUUUGGAGAUAAAGAUGGCGGAAGAAUCGUCGUCGAAUUAAGUCGGAUAGCCAGUGGGAAUAAGAUGACGGGCAACUUCGACUCCAAUGUUGCGGAGGCAUGAUCCCGGACAAGGAAAUAUAACUUAGUAAAUUUAAUUAGUAAAGCAUGAAUUUGUAAG